Messenger RNA from Pelobates cultripes (western spadefoot toad), 176 nucleotides. Lineage: Eukaryota; Metazoa; Chordata; Amphibia; Anura; Pelobatidae. The record is from the annotation of a GenBank genome assembly.
AUGGCGACGACGGCGGACAAUUGCCUGCUUCAGAGAGAACCAACAAGCAACAUUAAUCACAGUUCUCACCAGAGGACAUCCCAGCUACUGAGAAAAAUAUCUCGAUUAUGCUGCAGGACCUCAAAGCAUGCUACGGACUCCUGGCAAGAGGCCUCUGCAGAGAGAUGGCGGAUCUG